AUGUCUACAGCCAAGCUCUUGCUCGCUCUUGUUUCCUAUGGUCUGCACUCGUUGGUUGCGGGCGUUCGCGCGACGCCCGUGACGCCGUUUGCCGUCGCGCCGGCCUCGCCGGGCGCUGCCGCGGCCUUCGCCGCGGUGCAGAUGCACGAGGGGGUUGCACCGAUUGAGAACAAGACGCCUGUGCAAAAGAUGAUCGACCUGGUGAUGAUUGGCUUAUUGGUACUGCUGGGCGGUGUCUUUGCGGGUCUUACGCUCGGCCUGAUGGGCCUCGACAUGGUCAACUUGCAGGUGAUGAUGACCUCGGGUACCGAGCAGGAGCGCAUCAAUGCGACCAAGGUGAUGCGCCUGCUCGAGCGCGGCCGCCACUGGGUGCUGGUCGUGCUGCUCCUGGGCAAUGUCAUUGUCAACGAGACGCUGCCCAUCUUCCUCUCGGAGUUCGGCUCGGGCCUCAGCGCGGUGAUCCUCUCGACGGUGCUCAUUGUCAUCUUUGGCGAGAUUGUGCCCCAGUCCAUCUGCGCGCGCUAUGGACUGUCGAUUGGCGCCAUGUGCGCGCCGCUCGUGCACUGCGCCAUGAUCCUCAUGGCGCCGGUCGCGUGGCCCACGGCCAAGCUCCUCGACUACUGCCUCGGCGAGGAGCACGGCACGACGUACCGCAAGGCGGAGCUCAAGACCUUUGUCACGCUCCACCAGCAGAUCGGCACAGAGCACCUGAACGACGACGAGGUGACGAUCAUCCGCGCAGUGCUCGACUUGAACGACAAGACGCUGCGCGAUGUCAUGACCCCGAUCGAAGACGUGUACACGCUGCCGAGCGACCACGUUCUCGACGAGCCGGCGGUCGACAAGCUCGUCGACUCGGGCUACUCGCGUGUGCCGAUCCACGAGCCGGGCAAGGACGAUGCGAUUAUCGGCAUGCUCCUCGUCAAGCGCCUGAUCCAGUACGACCCGGAAGACGGCUGGCCCGUGUCGCGCUUUACGCUCACACCGCUGCCAGAAGCGUCGCCGGAGCUGAACCUGCUCGACGCGAUCAAUUACAUGCAGGUCGGCCGCUCGCACAUGAUCCUCGUGUCGGAGCACCCGGGCGAGCCGAGCGGCGCGCUGGGUGUCGUGACGCUUGAGGACAUUAUCGAGGAGAUGAUUGGCGAGGAGAUUGUGGACGAGACGGACGUCUUUGUCGACGUCCACAACAAGAUCAAGGUCGUGCGCCAAAAGCCGGCAGGCAUCAAGCAGGAGCAGUGGCAGCCGCUGAUCCGUGGCAUCAUCGAGCGCCGCCGCAAGUACGGCGGACCGCAGCAGACGCCGCUGCACUCGUCGUUCGGCACGAUCUCGCGCCACAACCGCUCCACGAGCCAGAGCAGGUUCGGCGUCGUGCCGCAGCGCAAGGCACGCGACAAGGUCUCGCUCAAGCACCUCGGCUCGUACACGCGGGGGUACGACUCGCAGAGCGAGAUGUCGCCGGGCUUUUCGCCGCAGCCGUUCCAGGCGGCGCAGGGCCAGAUGUCGAGCUCGCUCAUGUCGGACGCGUACAGCGACUAUGCCGGCUCGCCCGAUGCAAUGCGCCAGCGUGGCGACGUAUACCAGUCGGACCCCGAGCAGGAGUUUGAGGCGCAGGGGCCGUACAUUGUCGAGAUGGGCGGCAGCCAGAACCAGACGCCGCGCGUCAUCACGGUCGCCGAUCUGAACAACCAGCAGGAUUCCAAAGGGAUGCGCACCCUCGCGGCCGCCGCGUCGGUGGCGCACGCCAUGUCGGAGACCAACAAGCAGAACGACGACAAAUAA
This is a messenger RNA of Malassezia japonica, 1779 nucleotides long. RefSeq names its product cell agglutination protein Mam3 (gene MAM3). Lineage: Eukaryota; Fungi; Basidiomycota; Malasseziomycetes; Malasseziales; Malasseziaceae. The transcript has 2 exons. The record is from RefSeq and is a predicted model, not a curated record. Gene Ontology annotation, biological process: magnesium ion homeostasis. The coding region runs from base 1 to 1779 and encodes 592 amino acids.